Molecule: messenger RNA, 918 nt
Organism: Danaus chrysippus (African queen)
Lineage: Eukaryota; Metazoa; Arthropoda; Insecta; Lepidoptera; Nymphalidae
Source: the annotation of a GenBank genome assembly
AUGGCAGCUAAGUUCAUCGUCUUCCUCUGCGCUAUCGCCACCGCGCGUGCUGGUGGUUUGUAUGGAGCUUCAUAUGGAGCGACAUAUGCUGCACCUGUAGCGUCAUAUGCAGCAGCUCCUAUCGCUACCUAUGCUGCUGCCCCAGCUGUAUACAAGACCUAUGCCGCCCCAGCCAUACAGGCGUAUUCUGCUCCAGCAGUAUCUUAUUCGGCACCAUUGGUCAAAGCAGUUGCUCCAGCAGUAUCUUACUCAGCACCAUUGGUGAAAGCGGUCGCUCCAGCUGUUUCGACUAUCUCAUCUUACUCAACCCACACCUCACACGGUACCCCAGUGGUAGCUAAAGCUAUCGCUCCCGUAGCCAUCCAGGCUGCACCAGCAGUAUCUUAUGCUGCUGCUCCCGUUAUUAAGAGUUAUGCUGCACCAGCGAUAUCUUACGCAGCACCCGCUAUUUCUUCUUAUGCCGCAGCUCCUGUGAUUAAGAGUUACGCAGCCCCGGCCUACCAAGCAUACUCUGCUCCAGCAGUAUCGUACGCUGCCCCCAUUUCUUAUGCAUCCGCUCCUCUUAUCAAAUCUACUAUUGCUCCUGCUGUCACAUAUGCCGCUGCAGCACCAGUACUGACCAAGUCCAUCGCACCAGCUGUGUCGUAUUCUUCAGUAUCCAGUCACGCUAGCCCAAUUACCUACGCUGCUGGACCUGUGUAUGCAAAGGCUAUCGCUCCAGCUGUAGCUUAUUCAUCAAUCGGUCACGGUGCUCAUUUAGGAUAUGCUUCUAGCCCCAUUAUUGCCAAAACUUACGCUGCUCCUGCAGUCACACAUUACGCCGCAGCUCCCGUGCUCAAGUCGGCUAUAACUUACUCUGCUGCACCCGCCGUUUCACAUGUUUCCUACACCGGUUUAGGAGCUAGCUAUGGAUGGUAA